AAAUCUUUGCUCAUGAGCUGCCACCAUUAACAUCACCACCACAUCCCAGUAAUCCUUCAGCUUCCACUUCUCUCGAGUAGUAAAAAUCCCGGCCAUGGCCGCCGCCACGAUGCAAGCAUCCGCCACCGUGUUCAGGCCGUGCUCAUCCCGGUCUAGGUUCUUGACCGGGUCAUCGGGCAGACUAGGCCGGGAGGUGUCCAUCAGGCAGGUGCCUUCACCGGUCUCGUCGAGCUCCUUCCGUGUCGAAGCCAAGAAGGGCGAGUGGCUUCCCGGUUUGGCCUCCCCCACUUACCUCAAUGGAAGCCUUCCAGGUGACAACGGGUUCGACCCCUUGGGGCUCGCGGAGGACCCCGAGAACUUGAAGUGGUACGUGCAGGCAGAGCUCGUGAAUAGCCGUUGGGCAAUGCUGGGAGUUGCCGGGAUGCUCCUCCCGGAAGUCUUCACGAAGAUCGGGAUCAUAAACGUGCCCCAGUGGUACGACGCUGGGAAGGAGCAGUACUUCGCUUCAUCAUCGACCCUGUUUGUGAUCGAGUUCAUCCUGUUCCACUACGUCGAGAUCAGGAGAUGGCAGGACAUCAAGAACCCGGGAAGCGUGAACCAGGACCCGAUCUUCAAGCAGUACAGCUUGCCCCCGAACGAAGUGGGCUACCCCGGUGGCAUCUUCAACCCUCUCAACUUUGCUCCCACUCUCGAGGCCAAGGAGAAGGAGCUUGCCAAUGGGAGAUUGGCAAUGUUGGCAUUCUUGGGGUUCGUGGUGCAGCACAACGUGACGGGGAAGGGGCCGUUCGAGAACCUCGUGCAGCACCUCUCCGACCCAUGGCACAACACCAUUGUCCAGACCCUGAGUGGCAACUGAAGUUAAAUUAAUUAGUUCCAUUUGGGAGGAGGUGAACGAAAUGAAUGCAAUUAAAGCCGAUAGCUUGUUCUGUUCUCCUCUCUGUUGUAACAAUUAUGAGUGGGAAUUUUCGUGCAUCAGAUGUGUAAACAUGAUGAAGAACUUCCUGUGUACAGGGGUACUUAAUUUGGCGCUAAUUCGGUCCAUCACACCCAAGACACUUAUUAUUCAGCAGCUUGUACAAAACACUAGAUAUGUUGCAGAACUCGAACAGUAAUUGCUAUA
Punica granatum (pomegranate) is the source of this 1120-nucleotide messenger RNA. Lineage: Eukaryota; Viridiplantae; Streptophyta; Magnoliopsida; Myrtales; Lythraceae. The record is from RefSeq and is a predicted model, not a curated record.